UCCAGAGGGGCUGGACUGUGAGCCAAAAUAACUCAAGUCAGUGCGCAGCUAUGACUAAAUGUCUGGAGCAGCCGCCACCAGAGAGAGAAACUCAGACUAAGCAACGCAACUACAGGAAGACGAGAAACUUUUAGGGGGGAUCAAGUUUCCCUCUCCACUUUUGGGGCAGACGAACAAAAAAGGCACUCAUCUUUUGAGGAGCCGAAAAGCUGCGACCUCACAGCCAUGAGUUCUCAAACAAGCUUUGGCAGCAGCUUGCUGUUCCAGAGUAUAAAUGAUGACCUGAACGCGUCGCUGGCUACAGCCGACGAGUUGUCCAGGGAGUUCAGUUCCAUGCUGAAGGAGGCCUCCACCGAAAACAACAACACGAACUCUGGAUCUCAGAUCUACUCUACAGUCUCCAGAGAGAAUCAGCCCACCAGGUUAUCCGACACCCCGAUCACAACAAGGGAGUCAUCCAGCAGCAGUAAUGGCAGCUCCAGCUCUCAGCCUUUCUCCCCGAGCUCAGCAGCUUCCCAUCCCACUGACUCCAUCAGCUCCAGGAAUAAAAACGACUCCCCCGUCUUCUUCAGCAGCCCGCUCUCAUCCCCAAAGAUCCGCACGGAGGCGAGCUCUCCGCUUCCUCAGACUGACAGCUACUCAUACAACCAGCGGAGCCCCUUGCCGUCGCCUCACACCCCAAGACGGAGCACCUCCCCUAAUUACAACAGGAGCCCACGUGGCUCGGCCAGUUACAUGGACAGAAGCCCCUCGCCCAGCCCCACACGUCUGGACCGGCCAUCUCGGUCUGCCCCGCUUCAACCCAGUUCCAACCUGCUGAGCCCCUAUGACAGCUCAAUGGGUCGUAGGUCGCCUCGGCCCGAGCGAAGCCCCUCUCCUCUGGCUUUAAAUCUUUCAGGGUCCAACACACUGCCACGAAAUUUUGGCGGUUUCAACCAUCCUGAUGAGGGUGUGCAACGGCAAAAGACUCCUGCCAAGUGGAAUGAAACAGAUCUGGACGUGUCCUACGAGAGGAAGCCUCACCACACUUACGACAAGACUGAGUGGCUGCGGCCGUCUGUGCCAAAUAGCAGCUGGAGAGAAUCCAACCUCGAUGGCCCUCCUCUGGCCCCAAGCCCUAAAAAGGUUUCUCUCUCUAAACCUCUCCAGUAUUCUCAUGGCUCUCUCCCCCGUAACACGCGGAUAUCAGUCCCUCCAGAUGUUUCAUCCCCUCUCCACUCCCCCUAUCACCUUCAGCCCAUCGUCUCCCGAAUUUCUAUUCCUCCCACAUCCACUCAGUCCCGUCCACGCAAGCCCAUCCCUCUCUCCGUCAUCAUGCGUCUCCAAAACCCUCACUGGGGAGCGAUGGCGACCCGCCACCCCAGAAUCCUGGAAGAAGGUGAUAUGGGACCCUACCCACCAGUCGUACCCUUCCCAAGGGAAUUUAUGAACCAACCUGUACUCCACCCACCUGAGCUGAGACAGCCAGCCAUUUACAGUGAUGUGCUAAACCAAGGCGAUGUAGACGCAGAGUUAGAGCGGCUGGACUUUGUUCAUCACGUACCUGUGAUUAUGGAGGAUCCCAGCAUGCCGGAGGGCAGAAGGGAGGGUGAGCAGGCCCCACCCACAGCUCCCCGUCCCCUCAGCCCCACCAGGCUACAGCCGGUGGUGGCUCCUGAGGCCCAGAGCCAGGAAAUCCCUAACCUGGAGGAGCUGCUCCGCAUCCGGGCAGAAAUUCCCCGAGCCCUGAAGAGAAGGGGCUCCGUGGAUCAGUCGCAGCCCCUGAAGAAAGCCUCCCACUACCAGCCCAACCAGUACAAACAUCUCAUCGACAAGCUGUUUCGCAGGAAGGAAAACCGCCGGAAGGGGGAGCAAGGCAGCGAGACAAGCAGUUCCUCCGAGGGAGAGGAGUGUGCCAUGCCGCCUGCUCCUCCACCGCAGACAUCUUCACUGGUUCCCCAUGACUUCAGAAGUUACCAUUCCAUUCUGCGGCGGUCCAAUCGGGAACGCAAAGGAGGCGGGAGGCGAGCCCGGCUCAGCCCGCUCGUCCUGCUGCUGGACGGAGCGUUAGUUGGAGAGCUGGAGACGGUGCAGAGGGCCGUGCAGGAGAUGACUGAUCCGAGCCAACCCAACGAUGAAGGCAUCACUGCCCUUCAUAAUGCCAUCUGCGGCGGCCAUUACAAUGUUGUGGAUUUCCUGGUUCGCAUCGGAGCCAAUGUCAGCGCCCCAGACAGCCACGGCUGGACUCCACUGCACUGCUCGGCCUCUUGCAACGACCGUCCUCUGUGUGAGUUUUUGGUGAGGAAUGGAGCUGCUGUCAUGGCCAUGACGCAGAGCGACGGCGCGACCGCCUCCCAGAAGUGUGAUCCUUACGCCGUUGGAUUUGAAGAUUGUGAGAGCUUCCUGAGGGGUGUGGAGGAGGCCAUGGGGGUGGAGAACAGCGGGGUGCUGUACGCUCUGUGGAACUACCCGGCUCAGGCAGCCGAUGAGUUGAGCUUCAAAGAGGGAGACAUGGUCACCAUCCUGCAGAAACCUGAAGGGUCGGACUGGUGGUGGGCCUCGCUCUGCGGCCGGGAGGGCUUUGUUCCAAACAACUACUUUGGGCUUUUCCCAAAAGUUCGUCCAAAAUCUCUCUGCUAAGUGGUCGCUGGAUGAUCAGCCCUGGUCAAACUGGUGCAGAGGACUGUCUGAAAAACUGCUUUACAGCUUCACACUGUUGUUUUUUAAGGACUGUCCGUGUGAUGAUAACAAAAAAAGGCUAUAUUGCUGCAGGGCAUGAAAAAUGUUUUGGAUCUGUCAGUCAGGGGAGUUGAAGGAGAAGUCUCAGUAUUCAUUUUUGGCCUCGCUGACAAGGAUAAAUCUUUUGUGCUGGCUCUGCUGUAGUGUAUUUUUUUUCUUGAAAGCUACAACUCUGUAUUCUGCUAAACCUUUCUGUCAAACAUGAUGUCUGUCCAAAGGUUACACAAAGGCCAUACUAUCUGCUGUUUUACUCAGCCUUUUUUUUUUUCUUUCUUUUUUUUCCAGUCAGAAAUCGACAUUUCUGACUCGCUGGCUGGUUAUUAACGAGAAUGCAAAGAGUCGCCGCUGGUGUUCUCUGUCCACGCAUCAGCAAGGUCAAUUCAGCUGUUUACUAAUAACAAACACGACUGUUGCUGCUGCAAUCGGAGCAGAAUCAACCUAAUCAAUACUGGAACAGAGUUGUACGCUGCUUCGUCACGGAGGUAUUGAGCAGGUGACAGGUGGUCAGGAGUUGACGCUGACCUUUUAUUGUGCGAAGCAACUUCAGACCACUGAUGGAUCCGACUAACACAUUCGUGAUUUUACUAGCCAGAUGUUUUUUAGACGAGCGAUGUUGCAUUCCAGUUAGCAUUUUAUGUUUCUGGGAAGCAUCGAUACUGUUCACAUUACACGCACAUGGACCGAUGUUGUCACGCUGGGUGGUUGAGGGGAUGGUGGUGGUCUUACAGUUUGGCGAGACGGCGGCUAAGAGAGAGGGUGUUUCGAUGUUUGUCGGCAUGAAACCACUGGAUAUUCUGCCAACUUUACACCCGGACAGGGACUAAAGAUGAAAACUAGCCUCUGGCUUAUGCUGACAUAUUUAAAGUAAUGUUACAUACACUGUCCCUAAGAAACAGUGGAUAUAAAUUUUAUUUUAUUUUUUUAAACAGACACUUCCAGACAAGGCAUCCAGACAUUUUCCUGCUAUGUAUUUUAAGCCAAAAGGUGAUAACUUCCAAAAUGCUGUUUUUUUUUGUGCCUAAACGUAAGCACGAGAACAACAUGUCUUCAGACAGAAAAUGUAACGUAAAUAAACGUGAAGUUACGUCAUAAAGCAAUGUUGAGUUUUAACAUGUCCGCGGUUUGCAGAAACGUACAUUGCCAACAUUUAUUCUGAUGAUAGGGUUGCAUGUUUAGACUGUUUUUAAAUGAAUCUUGAAAGGGAAUGCAUGUUUUCUUCGACUAUGGAACUGACCUUUUUGUAGAUGUAUGUGUAGUCACAGUCAUUGAAUGUUUGGUGACGCACUGUUGUUGAGUUUUGUAUGUUAUCAGUUUUCAGAGUAACACUUGUGUAGCGAGGGACUGCUGUGCACUUAACCUGUAAACCCCUUCCCGAGGGGCACAAAAGUGACCAAAUGUUUAAAUAUUCAAUAAAUACUUGAGUCACGUGUUUUUGGUUUCCUUUAAAAUCUUUUGUCACAUUCUUAUCUUUGUGGCUUAAAUUUAAGACUGUGAAAUGUGAUUACCGACCAGCAGAUGAUGCUGUAGAAUCAAGUUUAAAUUCUGCACCAGCUAACGUUUACGUUCGUCAAUACUCAGAUAUAAACUAAUAUAUAGUAAAACAACAUUUAUUGAGGCAGCUUUGUGCAGUGUUAGUCCUGUAUGCUGUGAAUUACAUUAAACCCUCUUAGUACUU
Molecule: messenger RNA, 4393 nt
Organism: Acanthopagrus latus (yellowfin seabream)
Lineage: Eukaryota; Metazoa; Chordata; Actinopteri; Spariformes; Sparidae
Gene: ppp1r13l
Product: protein phosphatase 1, regulatory subunit 13 like
Exons: 13
Coding region: 226-2619 (797 amino acids)
Biological process (GO): positive regulation of cell differentiation; regulation of transcription by RNA polymerase II
Molecular function (GO): transcription factor binding
Source: RefSeq, a predicted model, not a curated record